CCGGCGGAGGCGCGGCCCGGCCUGGCCCUGUGCGGAAAAGCCCGGCGGAACGCCAGCGGACUUUGAGCCUUGGAAGCCCGAGAGGAGCGGCGGGGCCGGGGGGAGCGGCGGGGCCGGGGCCGCGGCGGGGCCGCUCCGGUUGUACGCGCUGCGCCGCUGGAAUAAAGCCACGAAGCGUCUGUCGGCCUCGGAGCAGGGGGAGGAGCGGUCGCGGCUCGGAGGGGUCGCGGCGGGGCAGCCCCUCAGUGCUGGUGCCCGCAACGGCUUCUGGGCUUCGGCACAAGGUGCUGCCGCCCGCCCUCCUGCCGGCUGAGCCCACGGAGCCGCUGGGCAGGCCCCGCCUGAGCUCUGUGGUAGCAGCAGAAUUCCCCAGACAUUGGCCAACAGAUAACACCUUCACCAGCCUUCAGGGAAGCAAGAGCUUGGUCUGCCAACUCUGAGCUGUGUACCUCUACCCUCAGCAUCCUGAUUUGGUGCUGCCUUAGGGAGGAUGAAUCAGGACAGUGACUCAAGUGAUCAGCCCACUGGCCAGGACCCACUCCUAUUGCUGAAAACCCUUCAGCUUCUCUGGACAAAGAAAGAGAUGGAGAAGCUCAAGGAAGAAAUCAGGCGGAGCUUUGCAGGACUGGAGGAUCCAUUGGCAGGACUCCUGGACAUGCUGGAAAGCAGCAGCAGCGAUUGGAAGGGAAAAGGGCAUUCCCUUGGGUAUUGCAUCACCACUGAGUUGCAGCUUUGGAUAAAAGAGCAUCCUGCUGCUCAACAGUCUGGCAUCAAGCUGAAGAAGCUGCAGGCCCGUGUACUCAGAAUACUAGCCCAGUGCCCAACUAAUCUUCUUGACCCUCUGAUUAGCAUUUACCAGCUCCAUACAGCAGACCGGAACUGUUUGCUUGGACAUGUCAGUCAUCUUUAUCACAAGGGCGAUUACAAAGAGGCAGUCAUACUGAGUAUUAAGCUAAAAUUACAGCCAGAUCAAGAUGUGGAGAAGAUGUGUACACCGCUGCUGCUCCAAGAUAAAACUAACUUGGUGGAAGAUUACGUGGGAGAAUAUCCUGAGCUCCAGAGCAAACUCUUGCAGAUCCUGGACUCGUGGUGUGAACCCGGUUUUAAUAUUGGAGACAUCAUAAGGCAGUAUCAAGGCCUGGUCAGGUACAAGCCAGAUAAACUUAACCGCAGAAUGCUAAACAAGCUGGUCAUCAGGCUCCUCGACCGAUUUAACGUAGAUCCAGCUCUCUGCCCUAAUGUCAUAAAUCAGCGGCACUUGAGAACCCUGAAUUACCUCUUCUACAAGAGGUUUGUUGAGAAAACCAUGACUCAGGAGAAUUGGACAGAUCACGUUCAGAGCACAGUUGGAGAGAAUCGAUGGCUUCAAGAGCACCUGAUCCAGCUGCUCAUCCGUUACUGUGGUUUGAACACAGCAGCAAGAUGGGCAAAACACUGCAAGAUGCCUGAGGAGAUGCUGCCUCAUGGAGUGGCUGAGGAGCUUCAAAAGCUUCACAUCCAAGAGAGGGAAGAAGAGGCCACAAAAGCAGAGAAUUAUGAAGAGAGUAAGAAGAACUAUUACCAGCUUCCUAUUGCACGGGCAAACAUUCACUUCCUGCAGACGUGGGAAGAGACACUGCGGUGCUGGGAGAAGGUGCUGCAGCCUGGGCAGGUUGUUGGCAUCGACAUGGAGUGGAGGCCAUUGUUCGGAAUGGUGGGGAAGCCCCGCGUCGCCCUCCUGCAGCUGGCACUGAAGGAUGAGGUGUUCCUGCUGGAUUUGCCACAGCUCCUUGAGCAAGCAGAGAUGGAGGGUGAGAAGGAGAAGCUUCCUCGUUUCAUCCAGAUGCUCUAUUCGGAUGCAGCCAUCACUAAACUAGGUUAUGGGAUGUCUGGAGACCUCAGCAGCCUUGCAACCACAUGUUCUGCUCUGAAAGACAUGGAUAAGCAAGCACGAGGUGUGGUGGACCUGCUGACAGUGGACAAACAACUGCAGAAAAGCUCCACUGACUGGAGGAAGGAUGGCCAGAAGGUUGAUGUACUGUCCCUGGAGCAGAGCUAUGAGGACAAAGGGUUCAGGAAGCCAGAGAAAGGACUCAGCCUCUUGGUGCAUCAUGUGCUGGGGAAACCUCUGGAUAAAACAGAGCAGCUGUCUAACUGGGAGAAACGGCCUCUCAGGGAGGAGCAGAUCCUCUAUGCAGCUUCAGAUGCAUACUGUUUGCUGGAGAUCUAUGAGAAACUCUGUAAGGAUCCAGCAAGCUUUGGUCUGAGUUCAGACCUGAUGGAGAGUCUGGUGGGAAAACCGAGCAUAAAACCCAGGGCAAAGAAGCAGCUGAAUAAACAAGAAGUACCGUCACCUUCUGGACAGCAAUGCAAAGGAUCCCAAAUGGAGAGCUCAUGCCCCCCUGCUCCCAUCUCCUCGAGGGAGUUCAGCGUGGUCUGUGAUAACAUGCUGCAGGGCCUGGGCCGCUACCUGCGCUGCCUCGGUGUGGACGUGCGCAUGCUGGAGAACAAAGAUGACCACAGGAAAGCUGCUGAGAUUGCCCGACAGGAAGGAAGAGUCAUUUUAACCUCUGGGCUCCCAUAUCAGACUCUGCGGUCCCAGGUGGCAGAAGGAAGGUGUUUCUCUGUGAACUGCUCAGAAAAGGCAAAAGAUCAGGCCCUGCAGGUUCUGAAGCACUUCAACGUUCGGGUAUCCCCAGCAGAUAUCUUCAGCCGCUGCCAGGUGUGCAACUGCAACAAGUACCUGAAGGUGUCAAGGGAGAGGAUGAGGCAGCUGGCAGAGGGCAGCGUGGGGGACAGCAGUGCAGGCUGCCUGGGGAGUGAGGAGAAGCCUGGCCAGAGCUGCAUUGCCCAUGCCACAGCCCAGCCCAGCUCCACGGCGCAGGGUGAGUGGCCAGAGGGGCCGCAGCAGCACGGGGCGGCCGCAGGGCUGGCAGGGGGCAUGGUCCUGCAGGUCUCUGCCGUGCCCCUCGGGGUGCUGGACAAAGCUGACCUCACUGACUUCUACUGCUGCACCCGCUGUGGGAAGGUGUUCUGGGAAGGGUCCCAUUUUGGACGUGUUAUCUCCCAGUUUCAGGAUGUUCUCGUUGCUGCUGGGGAUGAGAAGAGCAUCUAUGAGCUGAGCUGAGGGAUGGGGACGUGCUCCCCAGGGAGCCUCAGCAGGAUCUGGGGCUGUGGGCUUGAGGUGUGAGGCUGGAGGGGGCUCUCAUUUCAGGGUCUGCCAUGGAGGGGGCUUGUGACAUUUGCACUUGAUGGUUUGUGGUAGCCUGAAAACACGUGGCCUCCACGAGAUCAUUAAAUCAGAGGUGGCUGGGGAACAGCCCCUUUGCUUUGUUUGUGCCUCCCUCUGGUCUGGGCACAGUGAGGGGCUGGCAGAGCUCUCCAAAACAACUCCCAGGCAGUGCCAACUCCAAGGCACCCCUCAGGCCCCAGCACCCUUGCCCUGCUCACUCAUGUUGAGGAGCAGGGGCUGCGUCCCCAGACUCACAGAGCAUCCCAGUGCCUGUGGGACACAUCACACCACCAACCACCACCUGUCCUCAGCAACCCUCUCCCUGCAGCCCUCCCACCAUUGCCCAGAGGCAGUGGCUGGGCACAGCUGUGGGGGUCUCAGGGGCUGAGGGGCCACAGAAGAACCUCUGGGUGCACUCUGGUGCCCUCUGGCAUCACCCUGUGCUGCCCCAGCAGAGCUGGACUGGCUUGAGGGGGCAAUCCCAUGGGUGCCAAAGCUCCUGCCAGCCCAGUGGGACCAUCAAGCCACCGCCAUGCCCAGGGCUCUGUGAGGUGACACACAGGAGUGGCAGUGGAGUGUGUGAUCCCACCAUCACCAGGAAGGAAGGGCCACCAGCAGGACUGGCCAGUGUCCAGAUGCCUGUUCAAUACCUGGAAGCGGCACGUCCUUACAUUUGCCCACUGCUGGUGUCCCCAGCCCCUCCAGUGCUUGAGCCAUCUCCUGUAUAAACACUCCUGACUUGUGCCUUACUAUGUCCUUGUGGGCAACCAGACCCCCCAGCUUCCCUGGGGACUCUUUAGAGUGUCCUUUGAGCAGAGGGUGGACAAGGCUCGUGCUUUGCCAGCAGCCCCUCUACACCAGCCACUGGUGGAGGGAACUGGUGGGGCCACCCUGAGCAGCCCCAGCCCCAGACUCACCCUGUGUCAGCUCGUGCCACUCUGGGGUUUGCUCUGGGAGAGCAGGAACUGGGGCUGAAGCAGAGCAGGAUUGCUGCAGAGCCUCCUGCCACCGGCCCCUGCUGUGAGCGAUGCUUCGUCACGGUGAGAUGAACCUCUCCAGACCCAGGCUGGGGGAAGCUUGUGAGUCACACAAACAUCUGAGUCAUCCAGUCCUGGCCUGGAGCAGGGGGGAGGUGGAGCAGCAUGGCUGAGCCUCCCAAAGCCCACUUGCAGCCAGCCCACGGGCACUCCUGGGCUUUGCUCACAGGGCUUUGUGGAACUGUGGUUUCACAUCGGGCUGUCGCCGCUUUCACUGUGGAGAGGAGCUGGCGGGGACAGCGGGGCACACUGACCCUGUCCCUCACCCUGGGGAUGCUCCUGGCCACACAGCUGCCUGGAAAGGGCCCUUCCUUCUGACAGGGUCACCUCCUGGCCACCUCUAGGACUUUAUCUCCCUGCCAUCUCCAUCAGUUUGGGCGUGAGCUCAAAGGACUUGUUUUAAGAGAAGACCUGCCAGACAUCAGCAGGUCGUGUGUGCGUGUGGCCACGGCACAAAACAGCCCCCAAGGGGCCUCAUCCCACUCCUGGGGCCAGGGGCAGCAGCUGAGACUCAGCCCAGCACCUUCUGCUCCCUGCAGGAGGUCAUGCCCAAGUGGGAUCUAUGCAGCACAGUCACCUCCACUCAUAGACACAGUCAGCAUCAAACUCCAGGUCAGACCAGCCUUGAGCCGCAUCCAGGAAGUAAUAAAUUGUCUGGUUUUGAAUGGUGGAUACAGAUCAAAGGGAAAUAAACCAGGGUUUUAAUCAGCCUUCAA
Messenger RNA from Colius striatus (speckled mousebird), 4964 nucleotides. It is a transcript of the gene EXD3, whose product is annotated as exonuclease 3'-5' domain containing 3. Lineage: Eukaryota; Metazoa; Chordata; Aves; Coliiformes; Coliidae. Bases 491 to 3106 code for a protein of 871 amino acids. Gene Ontology annotation, biological process: nucleobase-containing compound metabolic process. Gene Ontology annotation, molecular function: nucleic acid binding; 3'-5' exonuclease activity. The transcript is spliced from 22 exons. The record is from RefSeq and is a predicted model, not a curated record.